Setaria italica (foxtail millet) is the source of this 2001-nucleotide messenger RNA. RefSeq lists its product as uncharacterized. Gene Ontology annotation, molecular function: nucleic acid binding. NCBI's taxonomy places the organism in Eukaryota, Viridiplantae, Streptophyta, Magnoliopsida, Poales, Poaceae. Bases 1 to 2001 code for a protein of 666 amino acids. The record is from RefSeq and is a predicted model, not a curated record. The transcript has 5 exons.
AUGCUAGUGAAGAAGAAUGGCUCAUGGUGCAUGUAUGUGGACUACACAAGCCUAAACAAGGUGUGCCCCAAGCUACCACCAGAUCGUGAUGAAGGAAUCACACCAGCUGACGACCUCUUUCAUCACUCCGUUUGGCGUGUACUUUUAUGUCACGAUGCUGUCGGGCUCAAGAACACGGGCUCCACGUACCAUAGGUGCAUAAACCACUGCCUCGACCACCUGGUCAGGGAUAUAGUGGAGGUCUACAUUGAUGACAUCAUCGUCAAAUCCCGCAAGACUGAGCAGCUCAUCACCAACCUAAGAGACACAUUUGAGUGCCUCCGCCACUACAACAUCAAACUCAACCUGGAGAAAUGUGCCUUCGAGGUGCCCAAGGGCAAGCUCUUGGGCUUCAUCGUUUCCGAGCGUGGCAUCGAGGCUAACCCGGAGAAGAUCACCACCAUCAGAAACUUGGGGCCGAUCACCAAUCUCAAGGGCACUCAGAAGCUAAUAGGAUGCCUGGCCUCCUUGAGUCGCUUCAUGCAGCGGCUCGGAGAGCGUGGCAUGCCUCUAUACAAGCUCUUGAAGAAAUUCGUCCAGUUCCACUGGAACAAAGAGGCGCAAGAGGCCUUCACCAAGCUCCAAGCCUCUUUUGCCUCACCUCCGACCUUGGUCUCGCCGACCCUAGAAGAGCCCCUGCUGCUCUACAUUGCCGCGACCACACAAGUGGUCAGCGCGACGCUCAUCGUGGAGCGCGAGGAGCCUGAGCACGCCCUCAAUGUGCAGAGGUCGGUAUACUUCAUCCGCGAAGUACUAUCCUACAUGAAGCUUGAUGAGAAGUUCGACGACCUCAAGCUUCACCAUGUCCUCAGCCAUGAUAACCUCACCACCGAUUUCUUAGCGAAGCUCGUGUCGAACCGCGAGCAUGCCCCGCUAGGAGUCUUCGACAAUGAUGCCCACGAGCUGUUGAUCAAGCUCGCCAAGGCACCCACCCCUGCGCUCGAUGCAAGCCACCCCGAGCCGGCAGCGGAGCUAGCCGCAGGGGCCAAGAUGGGUGCCCCCAACCUCAAGGUCGUGGCGCUUGAGCCAAGCUGGACCAUGCCCUUCCUCAACUACCUAUUGCGGGACACCCUCCCCACCGACGCCAAUAAGGCGCGCCGCCUCGUGAGACACAUGAAGGCCUCUAUGGUCGACUGGGAGGAGCUCUACAAGUGUAGCCCAUCAGGUAUCCUCCAAAAGUCCAUUCCCACUGACCAGGGGCGGGAGCUACUUCUGAAGAAACAUGUCGGCAUCUGCGGCUACCACGCGGCCCCGAGUUCCGAUAAGGCUUCUACUGGCCCAUGGUGGUGGCAGACGCCCAGCAGAUCAUUUGCUCCUGCGAAGGUGUGGGGCCUUGACCUGAUCGGGCCCUUCAAAAGAGUGCCUGGGGACUACACCCACCUCCUCAUAGCGGCAGACAAAUUCACCAAAUGGAUCAAGGUGAAGCCCAUCACCAAGUUCAUGAGAAGGAAAUUCCUGCGCUUCUACGAUGAAUACCACAUCAGGGUCGACUUGGCCUUAGUGUCCUACCCACGCACCAACGGGCAGGUCAAGCGGACUAAUGGCAUGGUCUUGCAAGGCCUCAAGCCUCGCAUCUUCGAUGGGCUCAAGAAGUUCGCGGGGCGGUGGACACGUGAGGUACCCGCAGUGCUCUGGAGCCUAAGGAUGACCCCAAAUAGGUCCACGGGUUUCACACCCUUCUUUGUGGUAUACGGUGCGGAGGCUGCCCUCCCCACCAACCUCGACUACGGGGCGCCACGUGUCAAAGCGUACGAUGAGUCAAGGUCGGAGGAGGCCCGCCAGGAUGCGCUUGACCAGCUCGACGAGACGCGAGAUGUGGUGCUCCUCCAAUCUGCCAAGUACCAACAAGCCCUCCGACGCUACCACAGCAUGAACGUACGAGGCUGUGCCUUCCAGGUCAUAGAGCUGGUCCUCCGAAGGGUCCAGACAUCCCAUGGCAAGCACAAGCUCACGCCACCAUAG